AUGAUCUUUUCUGCCUACGAAGGGCAACAAAAAGACUUGCAGUGGGUGACUGUGACGCUGACGGUCAUCUCAACAGUGCUGUUGAUCUGGCGCAUCACAAACACAAUCAUAAGUAGAGGUUGGCUUGGUUUGGAAGAUGUUUUCGUGAUCAUGGCGAAUAUUUGGCUCGUUCUACUGGCGGCGUUUAUUUACCGGUCGACAACCUAUGGAUUCGGCACGCGCUUAGUCGAUAUCGCAAGGGAUGGCGGGAAUGCUACGGAAGCACUCAAGUCGUUCUGGCUCACACAGUCCUUCUACACGCUCACCAACGGCUUUAACAAGAUGGCUUUCCUGGCUUUGUACUAUCGUGUAUUUGCUCUGAAGCGCUUUCGACAGGCAUGCAUUGUACUAGGGGUCAUAUCAGUUGGCUGGACUGUCUCAUAUGUCGUAGUCUGCAUCUUCCAAUGCACGCCGGUACCUCGCGUCUAUAAUCGAACGAUACCGGGAACAUGCAUCAACUUCUUCUGGCACCGUUGGUCGAAUGCUAUCUUGAAUCUCCUUACCGACCUCGCGAUUUUCAUACUUCCAAUGCCCGUCAUCUUCGGGUUGAACAUGUCCAAAGGCUCGCGAAUCGGUCUUAUGGUCCUUUUUUCGAUGGGCUUCUUCAUCUGCCUAACAACCGCUCUCCGCAUGUCCACGCUGCCCCUCUCACUUCGUACCCGCGAACCGACAUGGCAAUCUGCACCCACGAAUCUUUGGAGUUUCAUCGAGGCCGCGACUGGAGUGAUAACCGCUUGCUUAUUAAGCCUACGUAAGAGCAUCGGCGGGUUGUGGCCAAAGAGAUGGCGAAGCAACAAAGGAACGAGUGGAGCAUACCAGCACUACAGCGGAUCCAAUGGCAUCGGGCUGGGGAUAUCGCGACCCCGCACCGGGAACGCACAUCAGGAUGCGUUCGCCAUGGGAGCAAUGCGUAGCGGUGCAAGGGGCAAGGUUGAGACUCUCGGCGACAUUAGUCCGAGUGAGAGUCAAGAGCGCAUCAUCGAAGACUCCAAGCCGGGAGUGCAUAUCACAUCGCAACCGCGACGCAGCAACAGCACUAAAAGCGAACAUCUUGUAUUGCGGGGUAUUACUGUGACUCACGAUGUAGAGGUUAGGAGAAAUUAA
Messenger RNA from Alternaria postmessia, 1143 nucleotides. RefSeq lists its product as uncharacterized. Lineage: Eukaryota; Fungi; Ascomycota; Dothideomycetes; Pleosporales; Pleosporaceae. Bases 1 to 1143 code for a protein of 380 amino acids. The transcript is spliced from 4 exons. The record is from RefSeq and is a predicted model, not a curated record.